This is a messenger RNA of Colias croceus (clouded yellow), 6548 nucleotides long. RefSeq names its product rho GTPase-activating protein 190 (gene RhoGAPp190). The coding region runs from base 188 to 4921 and encodes 1577 amino acids. Gene Ontology annotation, biological process: signal transduction. The transcript has 39 exons. Gene Ontology annotation, molecular function: GTP binding; GTPase activity. The record is from RefSeq and is a predicted model, not a curated record. NCBI's taxonomy places the organism in Eukaryota, Metazoa, Arthropoda, Insecta, Lepidoptera, Pieridae.
AGCAACGCGAGUAGUGUCAUUUUAGAAAUAAUUGCGUUUUCUAAAAGAAAUUAAUCUCAAUUUAAACAUAAUAUAAAUACCAUCCCGAUGUGAUAAAUAGUUACGUUAAUGUGCAGGUGUGUUGUGAUGAAUCUAACAAGUGAAAGAGUUAUUUUUGCUCUUAUAGAACAGUUAAUGUGAGUUCAAAAUGGCAAAAAAAUCUGAUAAUACAGGGGGAAAAUUGGUAACAGUUUCUGUUGUUGGACUGUCUGGCACAGAGAAAGAAAAGGGCCAACUUGGCAUCGGCAAGUCGUGUCUCUGCAACAGAUUUGUUCGAACUGAUGCUGAUGAUUAUAAUGUCGAUCAUAUAUCUGUGUUAAGUCAGUCGGACUUCAGCGGUCGAGUGGUGAACAAUGACCACUUUUUGUACUGGGGCGGGGUUCAGAAGGAGAACGAUGAGCAGGAAUUCAGGUUCGAGGUGCUCGAACAGACGGAGUUUGUGGAUGAUGCGUGCUUCCAGCCUUUUAAAGCGGUGGGUAAGACGGAGGCGUACGUGAAACGGUGCGUGGCCACCAAACUGCAGUCCGCAGAGAAACUCAUGUACGUGUGCAAGAAUCAGCUCGGCAUUGAGAAGGAGUAUGAGCAGAAGUAUAUGCCUGAUGGAAAACUGUCUGUGGACGGGUUCCUCUGUGUGUACGAUGUGAGCCUCGUGCCUGGGAGGACUUGGGAGAAACAGAACGAAAUAACAGCGGCCAUCCUGCAGAACAUAAUCAAGCUUAAGAAACCUGUAGUUCUUGUAACAUCUAAAAACGACGAGGCCUGUGAGCAAGGUGUCCGCGAGGCAGAGCGUCUAGUACAACGCAAGGAGUUCAAGGGCUCCAUACCCAUCGUAGAGACGUCCAGUCAUGAUAACGUUAACGUGGAUCAGGCGUUCUUCCUGCUUGCACAGAUGAUCGACAAGACGAAGGCCAGAAUUAAGGUUGCAAAUUAUGCCGAAGCCUUGAGGAUAAGGAGAGAACAUCUAGACUUCGUUACUGAAGCUUUCACGCAACUUAUCAGGAUACAUGUGCAGGAUCAUAAGGAAAUGUGGUCAGCUGCGAGUAAGCGAUUAUGCCAUUAUCCCGAAUGGACCAAAUUCGUACAGCAAUUUGGCAAUGAUGGUACUCAGGUUGUCUUCCGUCGACAUAUACGCCGUUUGAAAGAGGAGCGAUCGGCUAAAAAGCUUCGCAAGCAAUUGGCGAAACUGCCGCAAGUUUUAUCGAGAAUGCAGCUAUCUACUGAGGAUUUGCAAGAGAACGAAUGGGGCGCCAUAGUACGUCAGAUACGCACGCACCGCGACUUCACGGUGUACUUCAGCGAGGGGCUUCGCCACGACUCCGCCUCGCCCUCCGCCUCCGAAGCGGACAGCCCCCUCCCGGCAGACACCACGUUAAGAGUGGGGGAAAGGGCUAGGUACCAGACACUGGGACAAUCACAAAAAAUCCCGUACGAGAUCUUGGAUACGAACGAAGCUGCGUCCGUUUUCAAAGCGUACUUGCAUGAAGCGCAAGAGAAACAAAGGAAUUUGGAAUGGUGCCAACAAUUCAAGCGGCUUCUAGAAGAGACCGGUUAUGUCACGCCGGGUAAGCAACUGUCCGAAGUGCGCGUUUUAUUGAUGGGUCGAGAGUGUUAUGAGGCGCUAUCAGAGGAACAACAGCAGAGGGUGUACGAUGAACAUCAGAGGGAGAUACAGAGACGGGCUAAGCACAAUUUUCAGGAGCUAUUACUGGAGCACGCAGACUUAUUCUAUCACUUCAAGAGAAUAUCACCAACCGGGACCAUCACACAAGAGGACAUAAAGGAAAUCACUGAUGUACUGCAAGAUGACUUCCGAUACAAAAUGCUGGACCGCAUGGAGCAAGACAGGAAGCUGAUGCUGUUCCAACACCUUGGGUUCGUGCACUGCCCCAUGAGGGAGCACUGCCCCGCCGGGGCAAACUGCCUCGAUGCCACGCUGCCCGUCGUGCUCAACACUAGAGUGGGAUCGUUGACGUCAACGGGCGAGUCGCAGUGCCAAGCGGGCCCGCCGGCCGCGCCUUGGGCUCUCACUACGGACUCCAAUCAGAUUAACGUCAUCAUAUUGGGAGUGGAUGAAAUAGCAUCGGAGUUCGGCAAGCGUCUCAUAGCCGGGUGUGACGGUGACAAACGUGUGAGCGUCAACGGUGUAGCGUGGCGUUUGGAUCAGCGGCGUCAUACUGACGUGUUAAGGGAUUAUGCACCUAAUGGUUAUUUCUGUGUAUAUCAAGAUCAAGAGUCAUUCGAAUUUAUAAGAAAUUGUGCUGAAAAGACACUCCUGUCGAGUCUAGAACAAGAAGAUAAAUUACCCUUUCAGGGAUUACCAUUGGUGGUUAUAUUCGUUCAAGACGACGGUAUGGAUAAGAAAGAGGUCGCUCGCUUACAAGAGGAGGGGCAGAAUCUUGCUGAUAACCUACACUGUUCAUACAUGGAGGCGUCAGUCGGCGAGCUCGGUACAGAAGCGUUAACAGCAGAUGCUGUACAAGAGCUAGUUCGCGCGAAUCGCGACAAGGCGAGCUAUGCGCACCUCUACCGUGACUUGAUUGUGUGCUACGACGCGGACAUACGGAUAAUGGUGUGCAUGUUCUGCGACGACCCGUACUCGCCGGACCGCGUGCUCAGCCCCCUACUGUUGCAUCGAGCUUGUUUCCUCACGGGCGAUAGGUCGAUUGUGAUUGAGACCUUUCUGGGCGAUUCUAAGCGGAAAGUUGAAGUUAUAAUAUCUAGUUUCCACGGCGCCAGUCAGUUCAGAGAAGAGUUGAUACAUGGUUUUAUUCUCAUCUACUCUGCUAAGAGGAAAGCCAGCUUGGCUACUUUGAACGCGUUCUCCAUGAACAUACCAAACCUGCCAAUCCAAAUGGUGGCAGUCACAGAUGGUGGUGGGUCAGCAGCUAACACGUUCUUCGGUACGGAUCUCGGCCACGCUCUCAUUACGGAUGGAAACGCGACUGCCGAUCGACUCGCAGCGCACUUCACUACGUACACGUAUAGUAACACGGCGGAGACUAAGGCGGCGUUCUACACGCCGUUCUUCAAGGAGGUGUGGGAGCGUAAGGGCGAGAUUGAACGCGCGUUCCGCAUGGAGCGGUCGGGCGGCGCGCGGCACAACCACAACCUGCCCGACGUGGCCGCGGCCCGCCCCGCGCCGCACCCCUACCGCCUGGACACGAUGGAGCACAAACUGACAAAUUCAUUGGAUUUACUGAUUGGACCCGACUCACGCGCCGACAUGGAGUCAGAAUACAGCGAUACUCUUAAUAAUUCGAAGAAUAGAAGUUUUCUUAAAGGUUUCAGCGUAUACCCGCCUCCGAGCACGCCUCCAGAGCCCGCGCCGCCCGACCACAGGAUGCACGCUGAUUUGUCGCCGGACCUCAACUGUUCGGAGGACUCACUCAGCACGCACGAGUCAGAUGGCGGUGGUCUCUGGCAACCGGCAGGUUACGGGCCGCGUGCGUUCACAACGGGCCGAGCUCGGCCACACCCACCUCCUCACAGGCCAAGACAUUCGCAGACUUUGAAGCAACCUGGUAAACUGGAUAUGAACAACUACACGAUGGUAAGCGAUGCGCUGCAACACAUCACCAUUGGACCAGCGCAUUCUAGAGAUAGAAAGUCGUACGGGCCGUCCGGCGGGCACCACCACCCGUCCGGCGUCAGCUCUGAGACCGAACUCGACGCGCAGUACGCACAGAUAAAAGAGACAAAUGAAUACAUGGAGGCGCCAUCUAUGACCAGACUGAGGAGGCACAGGAGACACGAAAAGACACCCAUGCAUCAACCAUCGUUCUCGGAAACGGACAGCUCCGGUUCGAGCGAGGCAUCUGGCGGAGUGGCCCGCGUGCACGCGCGUCGCAGGCACAACGCACACCACGCGCCCAGGCAUUAUAAGAAACGGUCAUUGGGUAAUUUGGUAGCGGUACAAAGUCCCCGCGUGCCAAAGCUGGGAAUGUUUGUGGGUCCGCCGGAAUUGCCCACUGGGUAUAGAGCCAGGACGCAAGAGGAUAAAGCGAGUGAAUCCAGCGAGGGCAGUUCUGACGGAGAGACGUCUCGACGCACAAGACCUCUACCGCCACCACCGCACCAUGAACCACCUCAUAAAAUGCUAUCGGGUGACUAUCCAUCAUCAGCGCAAGACAACUCGUCGUCUUCCGCGGCGGAUUCGCGCCGACGCCCUCAGGCGUUUAGCAAACACGACCGAAGACAUAAGGAAUUUAAAAACAAGGACAAGAAGAAUUCGUCGCAGCUGCAGAAUACUGCGUCUCCGCAAAAUUGGGGACCUCAGGGCGGUCACGGCGUGCCGCUGUUCGUGGAGAAGUGCGUGCAGUUCAUCGAGCGCGAGGGGCUCGCGUCCGAGGGGCUGUACCGCGUGCCCGGCAACCGCGCGCACGUCGACAUGCUCUUCAACAAGUUCCGCGACGAUCCCAAUGUAGAUCUAGACGCGCUAGACAUUCCAGUGAACGCGGUGGCGACGGCGCUCAAGGAUUUCUUCUCGAAGAAACUGCCGCCUCUGUUAGAUGAGGCCAGUAUGGCGCAACUUGAAGAUAUAGCUGCGAUGCGCGGCUGCAUAGCGGGUGGAGUGGAGCUGAAGGACCGCAGCUGGCGGCUGCUGGCCCUGCGCGCGCUGCUCAACUCGGCCCUCACCGCGCCCGCAAGGGCCACGCUCGACUACCUGCUGCAUCACUUCGCGAGGGUCGCGGACAACUCCAAACUGAACUCGAUGGACAGCAAGAACCUGGCGAUCUGCUGGUGGCCGACGCUCCUGCCGGUGCAGUUCUCUGACAUGGGCCGGUUCGAGAUGACGCGGCCGUACCUGGAGGACAUCGUGCAGACGAUGAUCGACCAGCAUCCGUUCCUGUUCCGCGGCCAGGAGGCGUUCGUCAUGGUGUGAGGAACGUGUGAACCCACAAUGCAGGUUGCAUUUGUGAUGGACGACGUGUGACGUCACCCAGCAGUGACGUGACGUGACGUGACGCAACGUGACGCGUGUCGUCGCGGCAUCACACGCGACACAGUGCGGUGGGCGGUGUCGAGGACGUUCGUGGGUUCGAUUCCGGAUGGACAUGUUUUGUAAUCGUUCCAGCUAUUGUUACACGUAGUUAUAUUUGUGUACGCGAUGAAAUUAUUUUUUACAAGUGUUGUUCAUAUCAUGACGUCGCGGUGGGACUGUUAUACUGUAAUAAACGAUAAAAUGAACGUUAUUUUUAACGUUCCAAACAGUUUUUAACGUGAAUAGCGCAAUGUUUUAACGGUAUUUUUAACUGUAUAAUAGUUGUACGGUGAUCCCGCUUUGAUAUAUGUAGCGUAUGGCUUGUCGAUGUUCUGCGCUUUUUUAUCGAAGGUUUUAUAUUAGGGAUGGGACUCGGAGCAGUAUUUUAUCGAUCGAGAUGGUAUUCGUAUUAAGUAUUGCACAAAUAUUAUGUAUUUAAUGGGAGUUUUUUGUAUUAUCGAUAUUUAUUCGUGUAAUCGACGUGACAUCACUUAAGCACAUUCCGUUCAGUCGAGAGUAAUUAAAUAAGUAUAUGAUAUUAAUGUAAUAACGUAUUAGCGUAUAUCCACGUGAUGGUCUGAUAUUUUUUGCUUUUUUAAUAUAUAUUUUUUUUGUAUAUUUUCUUUUUUUUUAAGUCGUUUUUUCUAUUAUCGUACUAGCUACAUACAUAAUUUAUUUAUAUUAAGCUUUGUUUUUAGCCUGAUUCUCGUUUAUAGUAUAGGAUUUUAAUUAUUUACGAACAAAAAUGUUGCCAUGCAUAAAAAGGGGAGUGUCUUGCCCUAUGUUAAAGUAUAAAUUAUGGUUCCUUAAAAUUUUUGCCAAUAUUAUUAUUUAUGAAAUAAUACGAACACGCUUGCCCUUAUAAAGUUUACAUUUAUAGGUGGGCAGUUAUGUUAUUGGUGAACCUCAUAUAUAUUUUAAAAUUUAUUUGCCGUGUGUUAAAAAUUGGCAGCUUAUGUAAAUAUUUAUAUUAUUAUAGUUUAAUUAAAAUACGAUUUGCAUCACAAUUAUAUUAUUUUAUUAGAAGCUAUUUUAUGGCCAAAGAAAGAAAUCGUUUGACAUAUUACUGUAUUUAUUUCGACAAAAUGUUUUAAAACGGGAAUAAAUAGCACACUCAAUUAAAUGCUAAAACUUUUGCAAAAAAAACCUGCUCUGUAAGUUGUUGAGUACAUAAUUGAAAGAAAAUCUUAAAAUUCAUUGUCAAAGUUACUUUCGAUUUUUUUUUUCAAAUUUACUCAGAAUGAAUUAAAAAGUGUGUCUAUUUGUGCUUGUUUUAAAAAUUAUCAUGUGAUUGAUAUAAUUUAAGGUACGAAUUCAAGCUACAUAAAAAAAAAGAAAUGGUUUGGUUGCAUUUUAAUACGCAUUGAUAUAAAGUCUUAACGUGCAAAUUGUAAUAAAAGUAAAGAUACAAUAAAAGUAGUCUCGUAAGUUACAUUUUAAAAUCAAAUGUGAAAUUACCAACCAAAAAUAGAUCUUAUUUUCAUGUCAUUUAAAUUCGUUUUCGCAUACGCGUAUCAAUGUUCUGGGG